Molecule: messenger RNA, 13544 nt
Organism: Chelonia mydas (Green sea turtle)
Lineage: Eukaryota; Metazoa; Chordata; Testudines; Cheloniidae
Gene: NBEAL2
Product: neurobeachin like 2
Biological process (GO): intracellular protein localization
Cellular component (GO): membrane; cytosol
Molecular function (GO): protein kinase binding
Source: RefSeq, a predicted model, not a curated record
GAAGUGUCGCUGAUGUUUCUAGUGACUUGGCAUUUCCUGACUCUCUCUUUACACAACGCUUUUUUUUUUUAAAGUCACUUUCUUGUUUUGCUGCUUUCCGCGCUCACGUUCUCCCUCCCCCGCCCCUUCCCGGAGCAUCGCCGACCUUCGCUGGGGCCGCACACGCUGCCAGCGGCUCUGCUCUCGGCACGUCGCCUGCAUGCUAGAUUUGGCUUAGCCCUUGGCUGAUGAUGGAGCUGCCAGGCUGUCAGAUGGGAUCUCCGGCCGUUGCCUGCCAGGAGACAGAGGGACUAAAGACCUGCUUCCUGGCUUCCGGGACACCAGGAUUUAGAUGGGAGCUAAGGCCCAGCCCAUUGGUCUGCCUGCUGCGAACUCCACCCACCCAGACUGGGCAUGAAAGCCCCGGCAGGUCUCCUCGCCCCAGAGCUGUGACUGUCAGGAGAGAAGCUGCUGCCUCUGCCUGCAAUGACUCUGCCUUAUCGGCCUAUCUCUUCUAUAGAACUAUGAAAGACUUGACCUACCUGCAGCAGUGGCUGGAGACGUUUGUCAUGAACUUUGAAAAGAUCAUCGCGGUACAGUCUUUGGACCCGAGGAGGCCAGAAGAUUCAGUCUCUGAGAUCCCGCUGCUCCCACGCGACGUCCUGCACGUGCUGAGCCAACAGCUGGCGCACUGCGUGGCCCAGAUGGCCCGCGAGGAGGUGGCCGAGGCGGGCCUUGGCCAGGCGCUCCUGCACGUCAAGUUCUUUAUCAUCAUCUGCAGGAAUUUAGAAAAUGUCCAAGCUGACAGGACGCCAGUUUUUAUCCACGAGGUGCUUAGCUUGCUGUUUGCAUGUACAGCCAAGCUAAAGAACACCCCGGAGCAGUGUGCCCCCAGCAGGUCUCAGCUAGAGACCGUAACCAUCUAUGCAUUGCACCUCUAUGAAUGCCUCUUCGACCCCUACCAGACGUGGAGGAGGCAGCUGAGUGGGGAAAUUGUCAGCAUGAAAGAGAAGAGCAAAUACAAGUUUGCACCAGCUGCUUUGCCUCUAGAGUUCAGCACUUUCUUCCAAGGGAGCUUCCAGGAUGAAGGGCAGCUUCCUGAGGCUCUCCAGCUGCGACUCAUCCACCUCUUUGGAGCCAUUAUCUCUGGAGCCAAGCAAAACGCCCUGCAGGUGAUCACGCCGGCCUCCGUUGAGGCCCUCAUGCUGGUGCUCAGACAGUGGUGCUCCCCACGGAAUGGAGACACCAAGGACCCCAAGCUGCUGCAGCUGACCUUGAAGAGCCUGGUGGGAAUGAUUCACAUCCUGCACGCCAGCAGCCCGGGCCAGCGCAAGGUGGAGAUCAGGACCAUCUUGGACAGCUACUUCAAGGUCCUCAACUCAGAUCAGCCCAUGGCCUCUCUGGAAGGCUCGCCGGCCACUCGCUGGGAGGAGGGGAUGAUUGCUCUCAGGGUGAACAUGCUGGAUGCAAUUCCGGAAAUGCUGAAUUGUGGCGACCGGCCAGUCCUGCAAGCCAUGUUCCUCAGCAACAACUGCUUCGAACACAUCAUCCGGCUGAUCCAGAACAGCAAGCUCUACGUGAGCGGGGCGCGUAAAGCGGAUGAGACGGGGAGCGAGCUCGCCGCACGCUUACUGACCGAGAGCGAUGUCCAGAAGGUGUUCGACAGCAGUUCCGACGCCAUCACGGUUCAUGCCAUCAGAGUGCUCACCUCCAUCAUGAGCAAUUCGCCGUCGGCCAAGGAGGUGUUCAAAGAAAGGAUCGGCUACUCCCACUUGUACGAAGUUUUCAGGAGCCAGAGCCAACCCACCGCCCACCUGCUUGAGGAGCUUCUGAACAUGGCAGUAGAAGGAGACCACAGCGCCUUCCCCGUCCGACUCAUCCGCAAUGAGCAGCCGUUGCUGAUGCUCAUCGCGUGGCUCCCUGAGUUGAAGUCACGGGACCUGCAGGUGUUCCUGUCCGACUGGCUGAAGAGGAUCUGCGACGCUUCCCUGCCGAGCCGCGUGACCUGCGUCAAGGCAGGGAUGGUCAGCUGCCUCCUGGACACCCUGCGCGCUGAGCAGGAGCUGGACCGGAAGUGCUCCAAAAACCUCAUCUACCUUCUGCAGGUGCUGGGCAGCCUCUCCAUCCGGCCGGAGGAGCUCCGCCAGCUCAUCAGGCUGCUAUGGACCGAGCCCGGCAAGGGGCCCCACCCUUAUACCACGCUGGUCAUCCGGGCACUCUCUGGCAUGGCGAGGAAGGACCAGUCUGAGAGGGCACUGCAAUACUUCGACCUGAUGCCAAGCAUGGCUGGAAUUAUGGUGCCGGCCAUCCAGAAAUGGCCCGGGAGUGGCUUUGCCUUCCACGCUUGGGUCUGUCUGAACGAGGAGCCCGAAGGCUUGCCGGAUCUGCCUACGAGGCUGAAGCGGAAACAGCUAUACAGCUUUUUCACGGCCAGCGGCACCGGCUUCGAGGCGUUCUUCACGGCCGAUGGGAUGCUGGUGGUGGCAGUGUGCACCAAGAAGGAGUAUAUGACGGUGGCGCUCCCGGACUUCACCUUCAACGAUUCUGCAUGGCACUGCAUCGACAUCGUCCACGUCACCGGCCGCCGGCCCUUCGGCCAGAACCUGGUCAACAUCUAUACAGACGGGCAGCUGCGGCAGGUGGCUCAGCUGCGCUUUCCCUCCCUCAAUGAGUCGUUCACCUCGUGUUGCAUCGGCUCUGCCGGCCACCGGACGACGACCACCUCCACGGUCUACCCCUCGCCUUCCCACUCGCCGGAGCCAGCCUUCCCCUCUCACCCCUCCCUCAGCCGCUCCCAAUCCUUCCCUGCCUCGUUGGCCACGCACUCCUGGACUCCCGGGGCAGCUCAGCCCCCCAGAGAAGGCCAGGUGUCUACAACAGUAGCAGGGAGUCAGGACACAGAGUGGGGGACCCCUACGUCCCUUGAAGGGCACCUGGGGUCGGUGUCCAUCUUCUGUGAAGCCCUCCAGCAGACCCAGGUCAAAGCACUUUUCUCCUCAGGACCAAACGUUACGUCACCAGUCAAGCCAGAAGGCGACUUCCUGGAGCUCAGCAGCAAGCUGCUCCUCUUCUACACGCCCCAGGCCUGUACAAAUAACAUCUGCCUGGACCUGUCUCCAAACCGUGGUUUUGACGGGAGGCUGACCGGACACAAAGUGGUGAACUGGGAUAUCAAGGACGUUGUGAACUGUGUUGGCGGGAUGGGGGUGCUCCUCCCAUUGCUGGACCAAGUGGCGGCCGAGGGAAAAGAAUCGGAGGACAGCCAGGAAACCCACGACCUGGUUGGGCCAGAGCUGACGUCCUCGCGGAGUCGUCAAGGCAUGCUCAUCCCCCUGAGCAAGUCCUCCGAGGGCAGACUGGAGAAUAAUGGCGUGGCUGCGUUUCUGCUGCUGGUCAAGAACUUUAUCCAGCAUCACCCCGUGAACCAGGAGAGCCUGGUGCAGUGCCACGGGCCGGCAAUCAUUGGAGCUCUGCUGCAGAAGGUCUCCAGCCUCAUGAUGGACAUGAACGUGCUGGUGGCGUUGCAGUCCCUGAUGGAGCAGGUGGCUGCCGAGGGCCACAGCUUCCUGCUACACCUUCUGUACCAGUACCUGCUCUUCGACUUCCGCAUCUGGAGCAAGAGUGACUUCGCUGUCCGGCUAAGUCACAUUCAGCAUUUAUCGAGCACCAUCAAGGACCACAAGCAGAGGAGCCGCAAGAAAUACGGGGUCCAAUACAUCUUGGACUCCAUUCGGACGUACUACGGCACUCAUAAGGAGAAGCCGAUUCCCACGGACGACGUGAAGACGGUGCAGAUGUCCCUGUUCAGCCUGGUGAAGGAUUUCCUCAGCAAGAGCUUCUCUGCCGACGAGAUGCAAAGCGCCCUGAACUACCUGGCUGCGGUGCAUGAUGAACACCAGGUGUGUGGGGUUCUGGAGGUGAUCCAUAGCUUGCUGAAAGAACCGGCCUCCCAGGAGCAGCUCUACGCCUUCCUCUUUGAGUCGGGGAACGUGGAGAUCCUGUUCUCGCUGCUCGUCCAGAGGAAGUUCUCAGACGAAGUACGGGAGAAAGUCUUCAAGGUCCUGUACAAGAUGCUGAAAUACGAGAAGGCCCACGAGCGCAGCAAGUACCGCCUGAAGCUGAAGGACAUCGGCUUCCAAGGGCUCAUAUCAUAUCUGAAUGACAUCCCGGUGUCCAUGCUGCUCUUCCGGUGUCUCCUGGAGCAGGUCCUUGGCUCAGACUCUCCCAGCUACAAGGACCUGAUGGCUGUGGUGUACCUGUCCCACCGGGCGGAGCUGGCAGUCAGGCUGGAUACCUGCCGGAAGCUCUUCCACCUGAUCUACUCCCAGCACGACAUGGUGAGGCAGCUGGCGAAGCUGGCCGGCUGGCAGGACACGCUCACUAAGCUCUACGUCAAGGAGGCUUCUCGGACCACUCCAUCUCCCCGACCGGCGGCUCCAAGCCCUUCCGCUCCUAUAACUUCAAAUCCUUCGACUCCUUGGACCGCACCAGCCACUCCUUCCUCCAACACUAUCGACGUCCCCAGCCAGGGGGAGACCCCCUCCACCGACGCCCACCAGUUCGACGGCGUCUACCACCCGCUCUCGCCCUUCUGCAUGUCGCCCUUUGACCUCGGCCUCGACCUGGCCAGCACCUGCUCUACCGCCACGGUGGAGAGCGGCAACCAGACGCCGGGGAGCUUGCCAGGGACCCCCUCCCCUCUGGAGUACUUCAAACCUUUCCCGGGCACGCGGGCUCGCAAAAGCUCCAGCCUCUCCAACGUCCUGGAUGAAAGCAGCUACCAAGAGACUCUGGCCAGCGAUGACGUCUCCAAUACCAGUAACCCCCAGCAAACGCCGGAGGAGGAGCUGUGCAACCUGCUCACCAACAUCAUCUUCUCGGUGACCUGGCGCGGGGUGGAGGGCUGGGACGACGCGGCCUGGAAGGAGCGCGGGCAGGUCUUCUCCGUCCUCACCAAACUGGGCACAGCCUGCGAGCUGGUGCGGCCGCCGGACGAGAUCAAGCGCAGCCUCCUGGAGAUGAUGUUGGAAUCGGCCCUCACGGACCUCAAGGAGUCGGCCCCAGCCACUUUGCCCAGCCUCACCCAGAACGCGCUCAAGUUGCUGAGGCUCCUCCAGGACUUCCUGUUUUCCGAGGGACACAGCAACCAGGCCCUGUGGAGCGAGAAGAUCUACGAGGGGGUGAACAGCCUGCUGGACAAGCUGGGGGUGUGGUACCACUUGGCCAACGGGACCUCGGACCUGAAGGAGAUGGCUCAGAUCGGCCUGCACAUCCUCAUCGGGUACAGCGGGCUGGAGGAGGCCCAGCUGCACUCGCUGGCCUACGUCAAGCUCCACAGCCUGCUCCAGACGGCCUCGGCCCCCAAGGAGGAGGAGGCCUGCUACCUGCUGGGCAAGCUGGAGAGUCCCCUGAGCCGUGCGCUGCAGCCCAAGUCGGAGGCCUUCUCCUGGCUCCUGCCCAUCAUCCGCACGCUGCUGGACCAGUGCUACGACACGCUGCAGCUACAGCGCCUGCUGCCCUCGCUGCCCCCCACCAACGGCAGCCCCACCUUCUACGAGGACUUCCAGCUCUUCUGCACCACGCCCGAGUGGAGGGCCUUCAUCGAGAAGCACGUACAGCCCAUGAUGGCGCAGUUUGAAAUCGACACGUUCGCCAAGAGCCACGACCACAUGUCCAAUUUCUGGAACUCCUGCUACGAUGCCUUGAUGAGCAGCUCCCUGCGCAGGGAGAGGGAGAAAGAGGAGAGCAGGAAAAAGUUCCAGGAGCUGAUUCUGGAGCCGGUGAUAAAGCGCUCCAAGUACGAACACAUCCGGCACGUGAACGUCCUGAAGCAGGUCAACAACCACCACAGUGUCGUCCUGAAGCAAUGGAAGGCCCUGCGCCGCCUGCUGACCUCGCAGCGCUCUGCCUGGGCUGACCGAAACCCCCCAGAGAUUCACUGGAAGCUGUCGAGUGCCGAGACCUACUCCAGAAUGAGGCUGAAGCUGGUCCCCAACUAUAACUUCGACCGCCACAUGGAGGCUAGCGCCCUCCGGGACAACCUAGGGGCGGAUCAUUCUCACAGCCCUGCGGAGCCUCUGCCGCUGGCCGUGGCCAAGGAGGCGAAAGUGAGCGAGCUGGGGGAUGACCAGCUGGCGGAGGAGGACCUUGAGUUCUUGGACAAUCAGGCUGAACCCAAAGAGCAGAGCCAGAGGGAGAAGCUGGUGAUCUCCGAGGACUGCGAGCUCAUCACCAUCGUGGCGGUGAUCCAGGGCCGGCUGGAGGUCACCACGCAGCACAUCUACUUCUACGACUGCAGCAGCGAGAAGGAGGAGACGGAGGAAGGGAUCGGCUAUGACUUCAAGCGCCCCCUGUCUCAGCUCCGGGAAGUGCACCUCCGCCGUUACAACCUCCGCCGGUCGGCGCUGGAGUUCUUCUUCAUCGACCAGGCCAACUACUUUGUCAACUUCAAGAAGAAGGUUAGAAAUAAGGUGUAUUCCUGUAUUCUCGGCCUGCGCCCACCCAACCAGAUCUACUUCGGCAGCCGGUCGCCCCAGGAGCUGCUGAAGGCCUCAGGACUGACUCAGAAAUGGGUCUACAGGGAGAUCUCCAACUUCGAGUACCUGAUGCAGCUGAACACGAUUGCGGGGCGCACCUACAACGACCUGUCGCAGUACCCCGUGUUCCCUUGGAUCCUGCAGGACUACGUCUCCGAGGCGCUGGACCUGAGCGACCCGGACAUGUUCCGGGAUCUCUCCAAGCCCAUCGGGGUGGCCAACGAGAGACAUGCCAAGGAUGUGAAGGAGAAGUACGAGAGUUUUGAGGACCCCACGGGCAUGAUCGACAAGUUUCACUAUGGCACACACUACUCCAACGCGGCGGGCGUCAUGCACUACAUGAUCCGGACCGAGCCCUUCACCACCCUUCACAUCCAGUUGCAGAGCGGCCGGUUUGACUGCUCAGACCGCCAGUUUCACUCGGUGCCCGCGGCAUGGCAGGCGCGCAUGGAGAACCCGGUGGACGUGAAGGAGCUGAUCCCGGAGUUCUUCUAUUUCACAGACUUCUUGGAGAACCAGAAUGGGUUCGACCUGGGCUGCCUGCAGAUGUCGAACGACCAGGUGAACAAUGUCGUCCUCCCGAAGUGGGCCAGAUCCCCGGAGGAUUUCGUCCACAAGCACAGGAAAGCGCUGGAGUCGGAGCACGUGUCUGCCCACCUCCACGAGUGGAUCGACCUGAUCUUUGGGUACAAGCAGAGGGGCCCGGCCGCCGUGGAGGCUCUCAACGUCUUCUAUUACUGCACGUACGAGGGGGCCGUGGACCUAGACGCCAUCGCCGACGAGACACAGAGGAAGGCUUUGGAAGGCAUCAUCAGCAACUUUGGGCAGACCCCCUGCCAGCUGCUCAAGGAACCUCACCCAGUGCGCCUCUCAGCCGAAACCGCCACCAGGAGGCUGGCCCGGCUCGACACGUAUUCCCCCAAUGUCUUCGAGAACCUCAACCAGCUCAAGUCCUUCUUCGUCGAGGGGAUCAGCGACGGGGUCCCGCUGGUGCAGGCUGUGGUCCCCAAGAACCAGGCCCAUUCCUUCAUCACACAGGGUUCCCCGGACGUGCUGGUCACGGUGAGCGCCAACGGCCUGCUGGGAACCCACGGCUGGCUGCCCUACGACAAAAACAUCUCCAACUACUUCAGCUUCACCAAAGACCCCACCGUCUCCAAUGCCAAAACCCAGCGCUUCCUCUCCGGCCCCUUCGCCCCAGGGGUGGAGGUGUCCUCGAAGACACUGACUGUCUCUCCUGACGGGAAGCUCCUCUUCAGCGGGGGGCACUGGGACAACAGCCUGCGUGUCACGUUGCUGAGCAAAGGGAAGGUUGUCGGGCACAUCACCAGGCACAUAGAUGUGGUCACCUGCCUGGCGCUCGAUCUGUGCGGAAUCUACCUCAUUUCGGGCUCCCGGGAUACCACCUGCAUGGUCUGGCAGGUCCUUCAGCAGGGUGGGUUUUCCAGUGGCCUGGCUCCCAAACCUGUCCAAGUCCUGUACGGUCAUGACGCCGAGGUGACCUGCGUCGCCAUCAGCACCGAGUUGGACAUGGCCGUGUCGGGGUCGAAGGACGGCACCAUCAUCGUCCACACCAUCCGCCGGGGCCAGUUCAUGAAGUCCAUCAAGCCCCCCUCUGAGAGCUCGCUGCCCGCCACUGUCUCGAACCUCGCCGUGGGCCUGGAGGGCCAGAUCAUCGUCCAGACCACCGUGGCGGGGAGAUCCGCCCUGAAGGAUAAAUUUGCCCUGCACCUUUAUUCCGUCAAUGGCAAGCAUCUCUCCUCCGCCCCGCUGGAGGAGCAGGUCACUGCCAUGUGUGUCACCGAGGAGUUUGUGGUGCUGGGGACCAUGCAGUGUUCUCUCCAGAUCUUGGAUCUUCAAAGCCUCCAAGCAGCGGUGUUGCCAAUGCCUAUGAAGGUCCCGGUUCACAGCGUGUCCGUGACCAAGGAGAAGAGCCACAUCCUGGUGGGGCUGGAGGAUGGGAAGCUGAUUGUGGUGGGAGCGGGCCAGCCCUCGGAGGUGCGGAUGGGGCAGUUUCACAGACUGCUGUGGCGUUCCACGCGCCGGAUCUCCCAGGUCUCCUCCGGAGAGACCGAGUACAACCCGCCCGAGUCCAAGUGACAGGCCUGAUGUGAGAUGACCUGUCCCCAGAGCAUUACUGGGCAGAGAUGUCCUGCAGCAGGAGGUCUCUGAGGGGUGGCUGAGGGGGCCGGUCCAGCCACACCACUCAGAUGUGUCUGCACUUCCCCGGGAGCAUGGCGAUCGCUGUGAACCGCGGGAGCACUGGGUCUCUCGACCACUCACUCUCAGAGCGUGCAGAGCUCAGGAUCCCUUUCUGAGCCAGGGGCCUUCACCGGUGACUCUGGUUUGCCGAGCCAGGAUGCGCGUGGGACGAUCUGGUAUCCGCCCCAGCCUAUCCCGUUUCCUGCAGAGCUUGAAGUGGAAAAUGUUUUUGUAUUAUUCUUUGUGACUUUCUUGCUGGACGGAGAGGACGGGAAGCCCACAGCCGGUGCCCCUUGCCGCCCAGCAGGGAAAUGUUGCAAUAGAUGUGAGGCGACGACCGUCGCUGCAUUUUCAGUCCUUCUUGGGUGGCCUUAACCAGACCUUGUUGCACUACGUAGAGAACUUGUACCAAAACCAAGAACUGCUUUCAGCAUGAGGCCGGUCUGCUGCAGAAAAGCUUUAAUGUGAUGAGACUGGCAAGAGCCUGCUCUGUUUUCCUCCCAGAUGUUGAAUUUUGGCGGGCAACAAAUACCAGGGGCCCAGAAAGAUUCCUACUGACCGUCUUGAACCAGCCCCAAAUCCUAGAUGUGUAUAAACCCCCUGCUGGCAAAGAAGGGUGUUCCGCUUUCAUUGGGAUUCUUCCGAAUAUGGUUUGUCUGCCUCUUCCACCAGAGGCACCCAAAUUCAGCGCCUCCCAGGGCCCCAAUCAUUUUCCGGUGGAGCCUCCUAACUUUCCUAUCGAUUUAUACGUUUUUUUUUUUUAAGAAAACAAAAAUAAAUGUGCACAAUCUUAUUGUCUCCCAAGACUCGUCUCUUCCAUGGAGCACGAGCCGGCAUGGCUCAUGGGAUGACUUCACCAGCAAUAAAACCCUGCCGUUGGUUAGCUUUGCCUUCGUCCUGCAGCUCCGGGGCCGUAGCGGAACUCCUUCCUGGCUGCCUCUGGCUGCACGCCGGAUACCCCUGCUUGUAGGGGGAAAGAGAAUUCUUCUCACCCCACCGGGAGAGGGUCAGGCUGCCCUGCAGUCAGCGCAGGUGCAAGAGGUGUGGGGGUUUGCCUCUCGCAAGGAGCGCGGCUCUUAGUAAGGCAGCACGCACCGCCCCUUCCCCAACAGAGCAGCCCUCGAAGCAUGGCAUCUCCAUAAGGGCUCCCGGAGCCAAAGCAGAGCUCUUCCGAAGCUUCGAAGGGCUCGGUCCAAGCCGGUGGAGGUGAAAGCGAGAGGGAUCAUGACAGAAGUGAGAAAGCUCCGGCAAUAGACAUGAAGCAAUACUGGGAUUUUGUCUCUUUCACAGUCUGGGCCCAAUAUUGAUCCCAUCUGCAAAUGCCCCCACUCCAGGAAGGCCCAUCUCUCCCUCCGACACACUGUCUGUUUUUGAUACUGAAGUGGCACACAGUAAAUAGGAAUUCGCCCAGAAGGAGGCUUGUUUUUGCAGCCAACAGCCAACACUUCGCUGCUUUUAACCAACUGGGUGGGUUGGGGGGUGGUCCAGUCCUACAGACUUUCCAUCCCUGGUCAUGGUGAGAUUUGAAACCAAGCUGGCACCUUCUCUGAAGGACUCAGGUUCUGAUCUCUGUAUGACCAAGGCCUUGUUGAUCCAGGGAGGAACAGGGGAGUGGGGGGUUGGGUUAGGCUAGAAGCAGCUGUCUGAGGCUAUUGCACAUUUGUGCCCUGGGCAUCUCCCCAUUCAGACAUAGCUUACAGCUGCAGGGAGCCCAGCAGUCCCUGUGAAAUGGAACAUUCCAUGUUUACGAUGCAGGGCAGUAGCCCAUCACCAGAGCGUCUGGGAGUGAAUGGCCCCCGAACAAGGGGGUGAUGGAUCGGUACUUGUAGGACACGGUUACUGUCACUUAACUGGAAGGAGGAGGGAGCUGCCGUGUUGUUCCCCACAUUUCCUCUCCGAUUUAAAAACUCCCCUUCCGUCAGGUAAGCCAGGGGUGGAAGAGACUGGCAAGGCUUUACUCCUGCCAUGCUCCAGAUGCGUCUGGGCGGAGAGCUAUGGAACCCACAGCCUUUCUGCAUCAUGUUGAUGCUCACAGAGACAAGCGCCCUGGUGUCAUUCAGCUCUCCCUACCCCUGGCGCCAGUGACUGCCCAUCGCUAUUGCAGGCACAGCCCUCCGGGCUGGGCCGGGCUUUGGUUCACAGAGGAAGGGCCGUGACUAGCUUGAAGCCAUAGGGAAUUCCACACCUGACUCCAACCCUGCUUGAACAUCUGGAGAUGUUGGAAUCUUGGGCUGAGCUUCACAACCGGGGCCCCUGUUCUCCGUAAACGGCUGGAUCUGAACUCCCCAGAGAUGGGGGAGGAGAGAUUCGGGUCUGGAUCCAAACCUCAUGGCUUCAGAACCACGUGAAACUUCACAGUCCUAGAGUCAGGAGGGGUUGUAGUGAGGUGGGUUGAAGAGUAGCCUCUGUCCUUUCCCCUCAGCCCCCGAACCCAUUCCCUGGCUCUAGGAAAUGGAUCUCUCCCCCGGCUCCAUAUACUCUAGGUAUGUUACGCCAUGUUACUAAUGCCACAGUGUGGACACAGACUGCUCCCCCAUGUCCAGGGAUUUCUCCUAGAAGUCGCAGGUCCCUGGUGAAGAUCUGUGGGAGGGAGGCAGGGCGGAUGGUGUGAAAAUCAAAGAGAUGGUCAAGGAACAUUAGGAUUUGAGUGCAGUUCUUGACGGGUUGAAAGCCAUGUGCCCUGGGUUGCUAGUCCCCAUCCCAUUCAGCGGAGAUGUACUUUGCUUUUAUUAUUCAUAACGUUGGGUCAUUAAAGCCGCUGUACCAUCCAUCCUCGCAACUUUCUUCCAUCGGUCCUCCAGGGUCCCUUUCCAUCAAACUACAACGGAUGAUGGUUAUAAAUGGUUUGGACCUUCCAUGCCGUUGACACCUCCUGACCAAAAAAGGGAUGGUCACUGUCUUGGGACACUGUAAUUCGGUAGUUUCUUUCCAACAAGGGCUGAGAGGAGAGGACGUGGGUCCGUUGUGGCUCACGCUGGAGGAAACAUCUACUGUAGGCCUGGGACAAUCAGCUGUAGAUGCUGAACUGCAAAUGCUACUAAUAAGGGGAGAGAGGCUCUCUAAAUGCACCGCUUGUUAGCCACUGGACCCUGUUGCGUGCGGAGGCUGCUACUGGUCUGGAGGUGACUUUGUGAUGGGUGGCUGGUUAGAUCACACUUGUGCACUGAACAGUGCCUCAAUUCUCUUCACAAAAGAUUUAAAAAAGCAAGAAGAACCAACACUGGGCAAGAGGCUCAAGCAAUGCUCUCAACUUCAUUCCCUGGGUGAAGAUCAAUGUUUAACCACCGACAGUGCAAUAUUUGCAACUUGUAGAGAAGACUCUUUUUAGCAUGUGUGCUGUAUUGCGGUUUGUGUGUAUAUAAUACGAGAUAUAUAUAUAUAUAUAUAUAGGUUUUGUAACUUUUUUGAAUGAUGUAAAUCUAAAGAUUUCUAUUCCUUUUUUUUCCCCAAAAACAGGGUGGUAAGUAUUUGGAGCCUCCCAGAAUCCUGCUGGCUUUUAUAGAGCACUGAGGGACCUACAAGCCUCACCAUGGAUUUGUCUGUCAUCCUUCUUAGAAUUGCUCAGGCCAGUGGAAAUUUGAAGGGGUCUUUACUGGCCCUGUUCUGAAGAUGCUUGAAUUCUAGGGGUACCUGCUCUCUGGUUGGCCUCUGCCAUGUUCUUCUACUUGAAGAAGUUUUUCUUUCCCUCCUUUCACUUUGCUUGUACCUUCUCUGGUUUUAUGGAGUCAGGAUGCAACUUGCUGAGGGAUCUUCCCACUCCAGUCUUCUUCACAAACAGGAAUGCUUGGGCCAUAUCUCUGAGACUUCUGUGUGGGGAAGGGUCUGGCAGGCUUGGGAUGCUCCCCUUCAAAGGGAAUGGUUUCCUUCUGACCCUGCAAGAUUCCUUCCGGCUCCGCCCACCCCUGGAAUAACAAUGUGAAACCUGAUCUUCAAUCUUGAGUGUCUACAUUACACGGCCGGGUUGGGGGCACAGCUGUUCAAGUUGGCAUUUGGGCAACCUAACGGAAGCACCCAAAUUUAGAAAAAAAACUGGCCCCCAUGCCUGGUCCCUGCGUGCAGUGGUAUGACACUGGGGUGGUUACAUGGUGGGCCACCUACUUCUCUACCUCUUCUGGGAAGUGAAUGGCUCACGGUGGAUCUGCCUUUUGGGGAAGUGAAUUCAAGCAAGUGGUUUGACCAGGGUAGCACCACUGGUACUCCCAGCUCUCCGGCCUGCCGGAUGUAGCGUUGGAGCCUUCAUGCCAAUCAGGGGUGCUACCUACUGGUCUCCAAGCAUCCUGAAUCCUGGGGAGGAGGGGUGUUAACAAAUCCACCUUCCUUGUGUCAGAUUGCGUCCCACCCAGACCUGAACGCAGUUCUCAUUCCUGUAUGGACUGGAGCAGUGUUUGCUUGGGGAGACUGGCAAAGCAUUUGAAGGGACAGGGUUAUAGCUGGGAGCCAACCCAGGAAUUCAGACUCCCCGUCUCUGACCAAGUGGUCCUCCAGGCAUUAUUUAUGGGACCAUUGCUUAUGCUUUUCCUUUAGAACCAGCCUUGAGGAGAAAUGGACAGGCGAGUCUUUCACUCACACUCCAGUCCCCACUGUCCGGCAGGAAAGACAAGGGUGAAUGACAAAUCCACACAAGGGGUGUGUUUGGUGCUCAGAAAAAUGUAUUUAUAUGGUAGCUUUGUCUACAGAUUCUUUCCAAAAGCAAAAUAAAGCACAAUCCGAUAAACAUUUAUGCCUUAAACUUGAAGAGGAGCAUGGCCUCAUUCUGUAGGGGGACAGGUUAUCUGGUUUGCUAGCAAUGUACGACGUAUGUGAUCUUUAAUAAACUUUAUAAAGGAA